This is a messenger RNA of Pectinophora gossypiella (pink bollworm), 7232 nucleotides long. It is a transcript of the gene DPCoAC, whose product is annotated as mitochondrial coenzyme A transporter SLC25A42. The transcript has 8 exons. The record is from RefSeq and is a predicted model, not a curated record. Gene Ontology annotation, biological process: transmembrane transport. Bases 344 to 1324 code for a protein of 326 amino acids. NCBI's taxonomy places the organism in Eukaryota, Metazoa, Arthropoda, Insecta, Lepidoptera, Gelechiidae.
GUUCAGUGUGUUUUUGAUAGGAUCGGGUUAUGUGUGUGUUGUUUUGGAAAUUUUUUGUUAAAAAAAUACGAAUAAACAAUAAAUAGACGGCAUUUUAUAAAUUCAGGCGCUCACUCGAAGUUUGAUUUUUCAAGUCGGCCGUAUGAAAAAAGUGUAGAAAUUUUGUGAAAUUAAAUAAAUAAGCGGAAGUGCGAGGUGUAGGUGUGGAAUUGUCGGAACGUAUUUGCGCUGGAAGAUUGCGAAUCCGCCCACGCUACCCUGCACACAGUAAUGUAAGGGCCGCAGCACAUAGCGCACGCAGCGCCCCGCGCGGGCGCACACUGCACGCGACGCAGCAGCCAACAUGGCGGUGGGGGAGGCGCGGGUACCACUGCUGCACGACCAGCGCGGCCCGCAGCACCAUGAGCCGCUGUCGGUGAAGGCGGCGCCGGCCCCGCUGGGCGGCGGCGCGGCGGUGCUGACGUCGCUGCUGGCGGGCGCGGCGGCGGGCGCGCUGGCCAAGACCACCAUCGCGCCGCUCGACCGCGCCAAGAUCAACUUCCAGACCUCUCAGACGCCGUACUCUGCGCGCGCCGCCCUGGACUUCCUGGUGAACUCGGUGCGGCGCGAGGGCCCCACCGCCCUGUGGCGCGGGAACUCCGCCACCAUGGCGCGCAUCGUGCCCUACGCCGCCAUACAGUUCACUGCGCACGAGCAGUGGAAGAAGAUCCUCGGGGUGGACACGCCCAGCCACGCCAAGGCGCACCCGCUGCUGCACCUGGUGGCGGGCUCGCUGGCGGGCGUGACGUCGCAGUCGGCCACGUACCCGCUGGACCUGGCGCGGGCGCGCAUGGCCGUGACGGACGCGCGCCAGUACCGCACGCUGCGCGCCGUCUUCGUCAAGGUGGUGCGCGACGAGGGGCUGCGUACGCUCUACAGGGGCUACCCCGCUACGGUGCUGGGCGUGAUCCCAUACGCCGGCGCCUCCUUCUUCACGUAUGACUCGCUCAAGCACAAAUAUUUAGAGGUGUCGGGCUCGCCGCCGCACGGCAUCACCAACAUGGCGUUCGGCGGCUGCGCCGGCGCCCUCGGCCAGACGGCCUCGUACCCGCUGGACAUCGUGCGGCGCCGCAUGCAGACCGCGCGCAGGCUGCCUGCAGGACACUACCCCUGCGCCACCAUCCUCGGCACCCUCAGGGAGGUCUACGCGACAGAGGGGUGGCGCGGAUUCUUCAAGGGUCUCAGCAUGAACUGGGUUAAGGGCCCCAUCGCCGUGGGCAUCUCGUUCGCGACCUACGACGCCAUCAAGACCUUCCUCAGGGAUAUCGCCCUGAACUUCAGCUAGUCGCGACACCCCUGAGGCACUGAGACAGCUCUGAGAGUAAGGUGAGUCCGAUGUUAGACGGAAACGAACCGAGAUAGGAAAAAAGCGGGAAGAAACAAAGUGGGAAACAAACUGGAACAGAAACAGAAACAAGAAUGAAUGGGAAAUAUGUGGGAAGACAUAAACAGAGGCGGAAAUUAGAUAAACAAAUCAAGAAAUAAGAAUGAACGGGAACAAUGUGAGACAGAAACAAGCUGAGAUACGCGAGUCAGAAGAAAAUGGGAUGUAGAGAAUGAGAUAAUUAUGGGAGAUGGAAUGUUUCGUGAUGUUUUCAAUAAGGUAUUAGCUUGUCGUGUUGAUACAGCAAAGUUAGUGUUCAUUUAAAAAGUAAUUAACAGCUAAACAGAAAUGAUGAGAAAAAUAUUAUUUAAUAAAUGAAUCAAUAUUAUGAACGAAGAAAUUAUCACGAUAAACAAAACAAAGAAAGAUGAAACAAAAUUAGAUACAACAAAACAUGUGAACGAAACUAAACUACAUUAACAAAGACGGUUACGUAUCAAAACAUGUUUUGAAACAUUUUGAAAUAAAAUAGAAAUUGGAGGUAGAAUUCAAAAUUCAACUAUGAAUUUGGUUGUUUUUAAUAGAAAUUGAUUGCAAGGAACUGGAAAGUUUAAGAUAUUAAUUUUAUUAUUCAAAUACCUUUUUUUUAUGUAAAUUUGAUGUCCACAUUACGAUAACACAUUGUUAUUAGAAAUGCGCCAAAUGUACGGUAAAUGUUCGCCACUAAAACCGAAUAAUAAGUAUUCGAGUUAGUAGAUAUAUCUAAUUAAAACACAUAAUAACGGGUUCUUACCGCGUUUAAAUCAGGGAUGUGAGACUCCCGAUAUUUCAGAUAUAUGUAGAUAUAUAUCUAUUUUUUAGAUAUAUCUAGUUAUUUUGGCGUAGGACUGAUGUUGACAAUAAAGUUUAUAAUAUUUACAUCGCCGCUGUGUGCACCUCUAUAAUAAGAUACAAACCACGGUAUCGGCCUGACAACCAGCCGGCCGUCCUGGAGUUAUUCGGUAGAUACAUACCUAGUGUCAUGGUAUAAGAAGACCAGAUAUGCUCAAUCCUAUGACAAGCCGCCAUUGCUAGCCCAUUGAUGACGUAAGUGUUACCAUUCAAUUGGUAUCUCCAACAUUCCAACUUAAAUUUUAUUAUUGAAAAUUGAGCGAAUUACUGACUCACGUAAUUAAUUACUAUAACUUGACUCAUAUAUAAAAAUCAUUUUACUAAAAGUUCAAAAUUGCCUUGCAUAGUAAAUUAAAAACAUUAGUCGUAGGUAGUUUAUUUUUUACGAAAUGGCAACGCAGGGUGGGAUGACGUCAGCUGGGCUAACCUUGAAAUGCUAGCUGUCACUUUUGAGCAUACCUUGUUUAAUUACACUAUAAAUUGGUUUAGGCCUGUCCUGGAUUCGAACCCUCGCCUUGGGAUUGGGAUAGUGUGUUAGUGAGUGUAUAUAAUUUUGUGUAUGUAAUUUUGCAGGUCUGUGUAGUAUGCUGUAAAAUAUAUUAUGAUACAUGCACGCUAGUGUAGUGGUUACAACUUGUCGCGUUAAUAUUGUUAAUCUACCAUUUUGUAAAAAUAUUGGUAAUAUGUAAAUGUAUUAUCUGGCAACAUUGCCUGUAAAAAAAUUCUCACAGAAAUAAUUAUUUUAUUUUAUUUCUGAAUGUUUUUUAAAAACGAUGUGUGCAAUAGUUGCUUCAGUUGUUAGUUGUAUGUUUUUUUUAUUGUUUUUCACAAAGUGAAAAUUAAAAUUAUAUAUAUUUUUUUAUAUAUUUUGAAACUAUGUAAUUAUAAAGGCUUAUCUGUGGUUUUACAAAAAAAAUGUUAUAAUCUCUAUCAAUAUUUGUAUUUAGUUAUUAUGCAGGAUGUUAGUGACAUCGUAACAAACUGAUAAUAAAAAACAACUUAAAAUUUUCAUGUUUUUGCGACAGAAAAUUCCACUUGAUAUCAACUUAGAGUCAUGGUCUGAAUCAUCCCCCUCAGUAUUCGUUACGGUGUCACUAACACUCUGUAUAUCUUGAAACCGUGUAAUAUCAAAGGCCUAUUUUGUGGUUUUACUAAAAAAAAAGUUAUAUCUCCAUCAAUAUCUAUGCAAUAAUUGUUAUAUAAAAGUGGUUGUAAAUGAAAUAAAUCGCGCAAUUUUUGUUUCGUGCCUUACAUUCUAAGAUCUUAAGCGGAGCGGAGCUGAGCGGAGAUGUGCAGGAAUCGACCAAUCACCGCGAGGGAGAGAGUGACAGAGCGUCUUCGUUUGUCGCUCUCUCGAACGCUGUGAUUGGUCAAAUGCGCACAUCUCCGCUCUUCUCCGCCCAUCUCCGCGUCAGUGAAAUCCCAGCCUAACUCGACUCUUCCUCCGCUCCACUCGUACUCAGCUGAGAUUGUGGUAUUUUAAGUCGAUAUUUAGGUCACUGGAGUCGAGCAUGUCAUACUGCCAACAUAAUAAUACGAAAAUAAUGACGUCAUGGAUUACUAUAUAUUUCUUUUAUUAAAUUUUUUAAGUAACGUUAUUGUCUUGUCUUUGUGUGUGGCGUCCUUUUAUAAUAAACAAUGGCCCCGAUUCCUGCAGACACUUAAUUUUAUUUUAAGUUAUACCUGUCAUUUUCUUAUCCGCCGAAAAGGAAAGGGACGGAUGAUUGACAGCUCUUAAUUUUAGGAAGAAUGAGUAAAUGAAUGAAUAACGCGGGCGAAUCAAAAAGGUAUCUCGCCGGUAUGCAAACCGUUUGACGUGUGCUGUCAACAUAAUUAUGUCGGGUUAUUGGCCAAUGCAAAAUUUUUAGACGGUUGUUUUAGAUUUGUGCUUAAAAUUGACGUGUGUUCCAUAAAUUUUAUGCUUGUCGAUUAACCGUCCCUUUCCUUUUCGGCGGAUAAGAAAGUGACAGAUAUAACUUGAAAUAAAAUUAGAUGGUGUUUACAGGAAUCAGCACCAAUUUCUAUUCUAUUGUAUUUCUUACUGGAGUAGACUCGAGUUAAGGUUGAGGCGCCUUGGAAGAAUACUGAUGCUGAGUUUGAGGAAGACCAACUGGAGACGAGGAAAGUUGGAGUGAACAUGAUAGAACACGGGUGUUAGUAUGUAUGUGUGUGUAUGUUUGAGCUGUGCUAAACCUGACCCGAUGUUGAUUGUAACGGCCGAUGGCUUUUCUACUUUUUGGUGGAUAUUAUGGCUUAGGGGACAUCUCGUCCCAGUGCUAAACUGGGCCCAGGGACGAGUUUGCCCUUUCUAAUCAAUGGUGUAAUCGUCCCAACAACUGAUACAUAGUGGGCCCAGUUACCCAUUAUCAAAUUAGAUGAGAGGCAAACUCGCCCCUGGGCCCAGUUUAAGACUGGGACGAGAUGUCCCCUAAGGCGAUAUUAUUAUGUUUAGUGUUGCCAUAGGGGAACUAUAUCAAGUGUGUAAAGGUGCAACCACACCGAUGUUACUUUGUUAUUUUGAAAAAAAAAAAUAUUUUCGCUUUUAUGAAAAAAGACAAUGUUUUUCGAUAGUUUUAGAUUUUUCUUUAUUUAGUAAUCAGAAUUUCAUAAUUUAUUAUGAACCUAGUACACAAUCCAGUUGAUAUCACGUGCCUCCUAAGAUUUGUGCCCGGUUAGUGACAAUAGACGGCCUCCGUGGUCCAGUGGUUGAGUGUUGUGCCCACGAUCCGGAGGUUCCGGGUUCGAUUCCCGGUGGGGACGAAUCACAAAAUUCACUCUGUGAUCGCUAGUUUGAUUAGGACAUUACAGGCUGAUCACCGGAUUGUCCAAAAAAGUAAGAUGAUCCGUGCUUUGGAAGGCACGUUAAGCCGUUGGUCCCGGUUACUACUGACUGAUGUAAGAGAGUAGUUAUUACAUAAGCCAUGUCAGGGGUCUUUGGCGGCUCAAUAAUAGCCCUGACACCAGGGUUGAUGAGGUUGGUAAACCACUUCACAACCCACACGACAGAAUAGACUUACCUCCUAUUUUAUACACAUCUGCCUACCCCUUUGGGGAUACAGGCAUGAUGCUGUGUUGUUGUUAUGUGUGUGUAUGUAACAUCGGUGUAGGGGCACCAUCAUACUGUAGAAUUUGUAAAUAUUCGCUCUAGUGGCGAGUUAUUUGUCCUCAAAUGUUAUUAAUUAUAAUGUUAUGUUAUAUUGAACUGUUUUGUAGUCAUUUUGUUAAGAGUAUUACAAUUGUUUUUAAAUGUUUAUUGUUUAAAAUGUUUAUGAAACAAUUUUGUUGCUGACUUCGUGUUUACUCCCCCCGCGCAUCGGACACCGCGGCAUGACGCGUCUAUAGCGUACAGUCAUGAGCAAUAUCAUGUACCCACUUUAGAACCCUGUCGCACUAUCACAUUUGACAUUUAAUGAGACUUACAGUUCAAUUUGUCAAAAAAUCUAAUGUGACAUGGUUUCAAAGUGUAUGUACAUAUUAGUAAUCGUGACCGUACGAGUAUUAUAUACAGGGUGUUAGUGACAUCGUAACGAAUACUGAGAGGGAUGAUUCAGACCAUGAUUCUGAGAUAAUAUCAAGUGGAAUUUUUCGUCGCAAAAUUAAUGAUUUUUUUUCGUUUUUUUUUAAUUAUUUUCAAUUCUAUACUUUUGCGAUGGGAAAUUCCACUUGAUAUUACCUCAGAAUAAUGAGAUGAAUCAUCCCUCUGAGUAUUCGUUACGAUGUCACUUACACCCCAUUCAAGUACAUACAAGUAGCCAUACAAGUAAGUAUGGGUGUUAGUGACACCGUAACGAAUACUGAGGGGGAUGGUUCAGACCAUGAUUCUGAGUUGAUAUCAAGUGGAAUUUCCUGGUUCCAUAGUUUUGCGACGGAAAAUUCCACUUGAUAUUAACUCAGAAUCAUGAUCUGAAUCAUCCCUCAAAGUUUUCGUUACGAUGUCACUAACACCCUGUAUACUUAAGUACCUCAUUUAACACAGCUUCAUCAGAGUGACAGCUGUCAAAGUAUUAUUUUUUCCUUAUAUUGGUGCUAAUUCCUGUAAACACCAUCUAAUUUUAUUUUAAAUUAUAUCUGUCAUUUGCUUAUCCGUCGAAAAGGAAAGGGACGGGUAAUCGAACAAGCAUAAAAUUUAUAGAACACACGCCAAUUUUAAGCACAAAUCUAAAACAAGUCUAUAAAAAAAUUGCAUUGGCUAAUAAACCGACAGAAUUAAGUUGACAGUACACGUCAAACGGUUUGCAUACCUUUUUGAUUCGCGCGGGUUAUUCAUUCAUUUACUCAUUCUUCUUAAAAUUAAAGUCUGUCGAUCAUCCGUCCUUUUCUUUUUCGGCAGAUAAAAGAAUGACAGGUAUAACUUAAAAUAAAAUUAGGUGUCUGCAGGUAUCGGGGCCAAUAUGUCUAUAGAUACAUCUCAUAUAAUGGUGGAAUACCGCGUUAUUUAUCGCACCAGCGUUGAUAGCGUAACUCGUGCAGCAGGGCAGUUCCCGCUGCAUAUGUAACCUUAACUUUUUUGCGAUGUUUUAUUGCGACUAGCCCCCGAAGCAUGGUGCCCGCAUGUCGCGCGCGUUGCGAUAUAUGAACCAGUAGAAUUGCUGUAUUUUUCGCAUAGCUAAACGUUGAUUCAUAGUUCACACAUAUAUCGUACACGCGCGGUAAGCGUGUCGGUAAACUUAUUUUUGCUUCAGUUGGAAAGCUUUUAAAAUAGUGCCGUCCUCUUCUAAUGUGUAGUGUAAGAGAGAGAUAGCGCUAGUUUGAGCCAGGACACGAAGUUAGCGGCUGUGUACAGUCAUGAGCAAUAUAAUGUACCCACUUUACGACUCUGUCGCACUAACAUUAUUUGACAUUUAGUGAGACAGUUCAAUUUGUCAAAAAGUUAAUGUGACAUGGUACCAAAGUGUAUAUAUAAUAAUGCUCGCGACCGUACAUGUAGUGACGGUGUAUAUUGAGAGAUCAAUUUGGAAAAUUAUACGUUUUUACUGUU